Nothoprocta perdicaria is the source of this 984-nucleotide messenger RNA. It is a transcript of the gene CTHRC1, whose product is annotated as collagen triple helix repeat containing 1. The coding region runs from base 1 to 714 and encodes 237 amino acids. The transcript is spliced from 5 exons. The record is from RefSeq and is a predicted model, not a curated record. Lineage: Eukaryota; Metazoa; Chordata; Aves; Tinamiformes; Tinamidae.
AUGGCGGCGCUGCCCCUAGCGCUGCUGCUGCUGCCGCUCGUGCUGCCGCUCGUGCUGCGCGCCGCGCCCGCCGCCGCCGACGGCGCCAAGGGCAAGCAGAAGGCGCUGCGGCAGCGSGACGUGCUGGACGUGUACAACGGGAUGUGCUUGCAAGGCCCCAGCGGAGUUCCGGGGCGCGACGGGAGCCCCGGCGUGAACGGCAUUCCCGGGACACCCGGCAUCCCGGGCCGCGAUGGCCUCAAGGGCGAGAAGGGCGAGUGCAUGCGGGAGAGCUUCGAGGAGUCCUGGACGCCCAACUUCAAGCAGUGCUCGUGGAGCGCCCUGAAUUACGGCAUCGACCUGGGCAAAAUAGCAGAAUGCACGUUCACGAAGAUGCGCUCCAACAGYGCCCUGCGCGUGCUCUUCAGCGGGUCGCUUCGGCUGAAAUGCAGGAAYGCCUGUUGUCAGCGCUGGUAUUUUACCUUUAAUGGAGCAGAAUGUGCCGGGCCUCUUCCCAUUGAAGCCAUCAUAUACCUAGACCAGGGAAGCCCCGAGCUGAAUUCCACCAUUAACAUACACCGAACCUCUUCAGUGGAAGGUCUGUGUGAAGGGAUCAACGCUGGCCUCGUGGACGUGGCCAUCUGGGUUGGCACUUGCUCAGAUUACCCRAGGGGAGAUGCUUCCACUGGAUGGAACUCAGUCUCCCGUAUCAUCAUUGAGGAACUGCCCAAAUAACUUUCCCCUCUCCCGAUUUUUUUUUAGUAUUUUGUAUUUCUAUAGAGGUGGRUGCAAGUAUUUGACUAAAAUGCAGCAAAUUCUUGCAUCCGUAGUGUUUGUCUACCUUCCUUUUUGGUACACUGAAGAAGCUUUUAUCAUAAUCAUUUUAGAAUAUAAAUAUCUGAAACAAGGUAGUUUUUUUUAAUUCAUUGUUUGGACUGAAAUACGAACAUGUAUCACCAUUUUAAGAAUUGUAACUUUUUUAUAUCGAAUAAAUAAGACCUUUUA